AUAGUACAUCGUGCAACACCAAAAAACGGAUAUUGUAUGGUUUGCUGAUCGCAUUAUAUACAACUUUAAAAUCUAGAAGAGAAGCAAGUGGUUGAAUCGGAUUAUAUCCUGCAUGCUUAGUUGUUAAGUCUGAGGAUGACUUCGUUUGGUCGCGGUCGUGGAUGGUCCAAUCAUCACAGCCAAGACAAGGAUCAGGGAUUACGUAGACCAGGAGGAAGCGCAUCCAGCAACAACAAAGUCCUGAAGGACAUAAUAGAUAAGAUAGUUUCGUAUGAUGAGUGUGAGAGCGUCUCGCCGAAGCUGAUCCAGGAUAUCGUAGACCUGUUGACCAUUGCAAUCAACGAGGACAGUCUGAGAUAUGUAUGCGAUUCUCUUUGGAAGCAGGCUAUAUAUCACUCAUUGACCUCGAAAAUAGCUUUGAUAUUCAGCGAUAACAUGGUUGUUCGGUUAGAAGAUACUAAUAAAAACACUAUACGAAGCCGCUUCUUACGUUUCCUUCAGGAUAAUUAUAUAUCUAAAGAAAAAGAUAGAGUAGAGGAUAAAAGAACAUUUGCCAAUAAAGUUUUACUUCAUGCAGAAGUUUAUUAUCACAUGAAAUUGAGCGAUGGAAAUAGAUUGAAAAUAUUGGCUGAGCCGUUAAUUCAAUAUUUGGAAGAUCUGCUGCAAGACAAUCCUAAGGAUAAUAUUUAUUUUAUCAUGAUACAGAUACUUAGAGCUGGUAAAGAUCUUUAUGCAGCGUGUCCAGGUGGAUUAGAGAGCUUAAUAAUGACAAUCAGGCAAUUGCUGGUAAAGGAAAAUUUACAUAGUCCCGAGAACAAUGCGGCAUUAUUAUUAAUCGUAGAGUUAGCCAAUAAUGACUAUGAAAUUAAGGACACGCGGUUGAAACAUUUUUAUUUCUCAAAUAUCAAGUCUCUCUCUUUUGAACCUCCGUUUUCUCAUGAAGAAUUAAAGGUGAUCUUAACGACAAAGACUGAAAAUGAUAAUCAAUUGCGGGAAAUUGAGAAUAAUCCACGAAUUAUAAGAGAAGAAAUGAAAAAUGACAUACCUGAGCAUGGCAAUUAUUCAAAAAAUUCUAGCGGUCCAAGAGCGAUACGCGGUUCAGGUGCACUGGAUAAAGCAAAAAAAGGAAUUAAUAUUAAUGCAAAAUCAAAUUCGUUGAGGACAACUCCACCGAGGGAAAGGAAUAAAGGUUGGGGUCACGAUGAUAGGUUUCAUGAACAUUAUGAAUAAAUAUCUAUCUUGUUACUAAGGUAAAUAUUAAUUAUAAUUUUAAUAUAGC
Molecule: messenger RNA, 1279 nt
Organism: Atta colombica
Lineage: Eukaryota; Metazoa; Arthropoda; Insecta; Hymenoptera; Formicidae
Exons: 6
Coding region: 136-1230 (364 amino acids)
Biological process (GO): regulation of translational initiation
Molecular function (GO): translation activator activity
Source: RefSeq, a predicted model, not a curated record